Messenger RNA from Fusarium coffeatum, 1449 nucleotides. RefSeq lists its product as uncharacterized. NCBI's taxonomy places the organism in Eukaryota, Fungi, Ascomycota, Sordariomycetes, Hypocreales, Nectriaceae. The record is from RefSeq and is a predicted model, not a curated record. Bases 1 to 1449 code for a protein of 482 amino acids. The transcript is spliced from 3 exons.
AUGGCCUCAUCCAAAGCCAGAUUUGCUGAUCUCCUUCGUCCUCUUCAGGAAAUGCAGCAGUCCUCGAGGCCAUUGACUCAGACCCGUUCUCCGAUGUCGUCCACGUCGUCGGCCCUCCCCGGUCGUCAAUCUCACGCUCGGACGAGCUCGCACUCGCUGCUCACAGGCGCUCUUAACGCCAACCAUAGAGUGACUCGACGCAAGUCCGUCACGAACCCGAAUGCGAACGUGAACGCGAUCGCCGCGGCCCUUCGGGAAAGUGAACGUUCCUCCUCCGCCCUGCCCAUCAACAGCGGCCGCCGAAUGUCCAAGAGCGCCGCUGCUCGAGCUGCCAUCGCCGGUAGCCUUCCCUCCCCUCCUGCCAGCCUCCCGAACCACAAGACGAUACCCGAAACGAAGCAAGAACUCAAUGGUAGCGCCAUUGAGGAUGACAUGAAUGAAGGCUCGGCUGACGAGGGAACUACCAAGUUCCAGAAGGCUCGUCAACGCCGUGCAAGCGACGGUCAGACUCUCAAGGAGAGCAAGAAGAGCAACAGGGUUGAGGUUCGCUGUGACAAGUGCGGCAAAGGCUACAAGCAUAGCAGCUGCUUGACUAAGCACUUGUUGGUUCCCCUCCUCCCAAUGACUUGCCCCAGCACAGGAAGCUUUGUCUUUAGACAAGAGCUGUGGGAACACACACCUGAGUGGGCCUUGACUUCGAAGCUGCUCAUUUCGAAGCAUCAACAAGUCCAGCUGCUUGAAGCUGCUUCGGUUCUUGUAACCAUGAACGGCAUCGACGGCAACGCUGCUACUCCUCCCGAGUCUACCAAGGACUUCCAAAGUGAGGCCGGGUCAUCCUCUCCUGCAGCCUCUGGAUACUCCGACCAUGCGGAGCGACAGAGCUCUGCCGAUACUACUCCACCUCCGCUCGCCGAAGGUGUUAGUGUUAACGGCACUUCCUACCGCAACAAGCGUUACAGCAGCAACGGCGGGUAUGCGAGAAGCUACCAGUCGGCUGCUUCUUUUGGAGCAGGCAGUGUGCCAUAUGGCUCGGGCUUUGGCCACUACCGUCAGCCAAGCAAUGACCACCACCGUCCAGGCUCUUCUGGUCGCAAUGCCACUGGAGAAGACGACCGGGAUUUGGCUGCUGCAGUUGAGCUUCUGAGCUGUAGCUUUGGUAGCAACAACGGAUCCCGUCCCGCCAUGACUCCUGCGGAUGCACCCCCUGUUCCUCCACUGCCCGCUCAGUACUUGGACCAGGCGACGUCGCUGUCAACAGCAAGCUUCAUUAACAGCUUUCCACGUCGACAGCCCGAGAGUUUUACUCGUGGUGAGAUGAGACGUCCUAGCGAAGACGUCAGAAUGGACGGCAGCGGCGAUUCGGUCAUGGACGAUGACGAUUUCGAGAUGCGUUCGCGGGGUCGAAGCGAGGAUGAUGAUGACGGUGUUUUCGGUCGUAUGGAGGAAUGA